Molecule: messenger RNA, 849 nt
Organism: Porites evermanni
Lineage: Eukaryota; Metazoa; Cnidaria; Anthozoa; Scleractinia; Poritidae
Source: the annotation of a GenBank genome assembly
GAAGAUAACGAUACGACGGAAUUUCUUGAACGAUGUUUCUCCAUACAACACAAAGGUGAGACCUUAGCUUGCAACGUUUAGUUACUAGGGCUUAAUAUUUCACUGAUUUCAAAUCCGUGCAGUGUUCGCCAAAUCCGGUCUACGCGGGUAGAACUCGCUGUUGUCAGUGACAAAACGGAGAAGGUGGUUAUUCGCAUCUCUGUUGGUGAAGAAGUAAAAAAUUUAACGUACUCUUUAAAUGCGUUCGCAGCUUCAUCAGGCAUAGAUGCCAGCCUAUUGUCAAUCUUUAUAUGGCUUGGUUCUUGUGAGACAGGUUUUGUUAGCACAGUUCGUUUCAAUACUCAGUUUCCAUAUAUUCUCUAUAUUACCUUUGUUUUCCAUGAUCUUUUGUCUGCAGCAGUUGGGCUUAUCGUUCACAUUGAACUUGGAGCUUCUAUUUACAAUAUUCUUUCUAACAAUGAGCUUCAUAAACACACUCCAACCGUUGGCGAGAGAACUGUAGAACUUGGAUAAGGGGAACGAAAAAAACGGUCAUUUGGCAUUUGGCGACGGUUUCCAUUUUUCUUUGGUCGAACAGGUCAAACAGGUAACUCCUUAAUACUCUCCUUGGCGGAAAAAAACAUUCUCAACUAAAGACUUGGAAGACAUGUGAAUCUUACUAGUAAAAAAUUAACGUCAAUGUAAAUGUAUAUGACUUAUAUCAGCUAGGGCAGAGAUGAAAAGUGGAUUGGAGAACCAGCGAUGGACCCCACAGCACAAAUCGCUGAGGUACUCCAUGAUGCAGAUCCUGAAAAUGCGAUUGGCUCAGUCUUCAUCUGUAAUAAACUGCCUAUGCUCAAAUGUAAAUGA